This is a messenger RNA of Oncorhynchus gorbuscha (pink salmon), 2406 nucleotides long. RefSeq names its product zinc finger protein 2 homolog. The coding region runs from base 139 to 1338 and encodes 399 amino acids. Gene Ontology annotation, biological process: regulation of transcription by RNA polymerase II. Gene Ontology annotation, molecular function: RNA polymerase II cis-regulatory region sequence-specific DNA binding; DNA-binding transcription factor activity. The record is from RefSeq and is a predicted model, not a curated record. NCBI's taxonomy places the organism in Eukaryota, Metazoa, Chordata, Actinopteri, Salmoniformes, Salmonidae. The transcript is spliced from 2 exons.
CGUUGUUGACAUAAAAGGGUAAAGUAGCCUAUCUUUUGCGGUCUCGAAAGGAUGGUCGCUUGCUAGGUACAUAGACACCAAAUUAGCAGCACAUAGCAUACACGUGUUAAUUUAUUCUGUUCGUCAUAUUCCUUCAAAAUGUCUAAAAUGCAGCUGUUGCAGGAUUAUCUAAACGAGCGGUUAACAGCGGUGGCUGUUGAGAUACUUGGGGCCGUGGAAAAUACCAUAGUAGACUACCAGGAAGAAAUCUCCCGUUCAAAUGAGGAGAUCGAACGUCUACGGAGGCUGCUGGAUUUGGUUUGCAAACCUGACAUACAGAGACCAGACACCCAGCAGCUCAUUCUCCCUGUCCCUGAAGAGGAGGCUCUUGCUGAGAAGCAGCACUGUGAGCAGGAGUGGAGCCCCAGUCUGGACCAGGAGGACCCAGAGCCCACUCAGAUUAAAGUGGAACAGGAGGAGUUUGGGACCAGUCAGGAGGAAGAGCAGCUUCAGGGGCUGGAGUCUGAUAUAAAAGAGUUCAUAUUCUCUCUUCCCUGUGUGAAAAGUGACUAUGAUCAGGACCCUCCUCAGCCCUUAUAUCUUUACCAAAACCAGACAGUGGAGAACAGAGAGGGGGACUCUCUUCCCACCAAAACAACUGAAGACAUCAAAACAGAACUUGAUGGGGAGGGCUAUGGAGUAUAUGAACCAAACAAUGAAUUAAAUCUCUUUUCUCCAGUAAAUUUGGAUCGUUCUGCAGCUCAUAUUGGGAACAGUGGCAAUGGGGUGGACAGUGGAGGACUAAUGUCACAGUUACAGCCACUCAAAUCAAAGACAACAUGGACAAAUAAAGUACAAAGCCUUAUUAAGACCAGGGAAGCCAGUGAGUUGAAAGUUCCAUUGAGGGUGGCUCACUCAGGGGAGAGACCACACAGGUGUCCCGUCUGCAGGAAAUGCUUUCUGAAAAUUAGCAUUUUAAAAACUCAUCAGAGAAUUCACACUGGGGAGAAACCAUAUUGCUGCAAUGUAUGUGGCAAGAGUUUCAGAGAAAAGAGAACCCUGACCAGUCACAGGCUGACUCACUCAGGGGAGAAACCAUAUCAAUGCAAAGAAUGUGGCAAAUGCUUCAGUCAAAAGAAAAUCCUGACCAUACAUAUGAGGACGCACACUGGAGAGAAACCGUAUCAGUGCAAAGAAUGUGGUAAAUGCUUCACUCACAGUGGAUCCCAAGCAGCACAUUUGAGGAUUCAUACAGGGGAGAGACCAUAUAAGUGCCCUAUGUGUGUGAAAUGCUUCAGAACAGCAAGUCAUCUAAAACGGCACCAGCGAAGUCACAGAGGAGAACAACCACAUUGUUGACUUUUUUGUAGUAAAUGCUUCACUUGUAAGAAUAACAUAGGGCUAGAUUCUAGCAGAGCCGCGUUUGCCGACAUCCGCAUAGCAGUUGUUUUGGCGGUGUCGAGUUGGAACUGCAUUAAGAGCUGUGAAAUCCACAAGUGGCUCCUUGUGUUGCCUUUUUGCAGACACUGGCAUUGGAUGCAACAAAACCACACCCUACUUUAUAUCCGACAAUUCCCAUACAGCCACGUUACAAAUUUAAACACUUGAAUGUGUGAUGUUCUAUUGCCUACACUUCAAUUAGACUGAUAGACUAUAAAUCCCCUAAUCCCAAAUGAACAUGAAAACAUGCAUUAGCCUGUCGUUAUUUCUAACAUCAAUAGAGCCUACACUUUAUUGCCAUUUUUCAACCUCUAACGUGUUGUCGAUAAUAAGGAUGGGAGAUGUUGGUGACACACAACAGUAGCCACUCACCGAUUUUUGUCAGCUCAUAUUGCAGUUACACCGCCAAAACGCAGGUUAAUUCCCAAAGCCUCGAUCUAAUUGAAUCGAGGCCAUAGCGUACCGGUGUGUGGGUUAAAAAUGACAGAUUGGGACACUGAUAAGUGCCUAAAUUGCAACGCAUUGGCUGUACAGUAACAUGCUAUACAGGACGUCAGAGCUCAAGCGUGGUUCAUACACAUUCUGACAGAUGACAUUUCAGGAAUUUUCCAUGACUUUUAACCAAAUUUCCAUGACCAAUAAUUGGUGGCAUCUCUAUAUAAACAUAACAAAUGUGGUAUUGACACUAACCAAUGUGUCAAAUAGUACAAAGCUUAUUUAUAACUUAUGACACAGACAAUAUAGUUUGAUUUUAAAUAAUAAACAUUGAUUAAUACAUUUUGUAUAGCAUUACCUUAACAGAUACAACAGAGAAAAGUAAGUUUAAAACAAUAAUACAUAACAAGUGUAUUAUUUUUGUCUCUGAAAGUCCAGGAGUUAAACACUCUCUCUCUAACACACACACACACACACACACACACACACACACACACACACACACACACACACACACACACACACACACACACACACACACACCUGAACACA